Carya illinoinensis is the source of this 694-nucleotide messenger RNA. RefSeq names its product metallothionein-like protein type 2 A. The coding region runs from base 96 to 329 and encodes 77 amino acids. Gene Ontology annotation, molecular function: metal ion binding. The record is from RefSeq and is a predicted model, not a curated record. The transcript is spliced from 3 exons. Lineage: Eukaryota; Viridiplantae; Streptophyta; Magnoliopsida; Fagales; Juglandaceae.
AGCAGCUGAGGUCCCUAUUUCCAAAGUCGUCUUUAGAAUUUCUGAUUCCAAUAAUUUACAUCUGUACAGAAGUAGGUACUGAUCUGAAGAAAAUCAUGUCUUCCAGUGGAGGAAGCUGCAGUUGCGGCUCCAGUUGCAAGUGCGGCAGUGGCUGCAAUUGCUCCAGCAUGUAUCCUGACCUCUCAGAGAAGACCAGUACCAAGACCAUCAUCGCUGGGGUUGCACCAGCCAUGAAGAUCUACAACGAGGGGUCUGAGAUGAGCUUUGCAGCAGAGAAUGGCUGCAAGUGUGGAUCAAACUGCACCUGCGACCCCUGCAACUGCAAAUGAGCAAAAAGCCUCCGACAAAUCAAGACCCCAUAUAAAUCAAGCAAUAUCGGUUUGCUGUUGGUUUUUAUAAAUAAAAAAAAAGGGUUAAGAAAAUGGAAUCUGAGCUGCUUGUGUAUUCCAUAUAUGUAUGUAUGUAUGUAUGAUUAAGUUGUAAAAUAAGUAAGAUCGCCAUGGGUUUUGCAAAUCCAUUGCUUUGGAUUGCAGAAUAUAGUUUAAUUCAUGGCUACUUUGGUGUGUGAGAGUUAUAGAAAUCUUAUGUGCAACUGCUGCUUGCUUUUGUUCAUGUUGUACUGGCUGGGUGUUUGGAGUUUACAAAUUUCCUGUAUGAAAUGCAAUUAAAAGGAGAAGCUAUAUAUUUGAAAUCA